Messenger RNA from Lecanosticta acicola, 1059 nucleotides. Lineage: Eukaryota; Fungi; Ascomycota; Dothideomycetes; Mycosphaerellales; Mycosphaerellaceae. The record is from the annotation of a GenBank genome assembly.
AUGCCAUUGCCAUGCUCACCUGUCUCGCAGUCUGCUGGCUCCGAGUCCCUCAGUAACACUACCGACGGCGAUUCUGGAGACAGCCCCACGACACCACGACCUGGGCCCGCCGAUCCGGCAAAGAGAACAGCGGACAACCUGAGUAGGCCGGCGAUACCUGGGGUGGAAGCUAGUUGGGAGGCAAGUGAGCGAGGCGGUGCGGAUAACAGAGGAGGAGGAGGCAUCAGUGAGCGACCGAGAUCCGUGACGUUCCUGCCACAGACGUUCACGCCGAAGCCCUCCACUCGACAGAGCAGCUACGCGAUGGCACCGGAUGAGAGGGACGAGAUUGGCGAGAGCAGUGCAGACGAGAAUACGGCCAUCUUUCGCAAGAGCUAUGCGAGCAAUAAUAAGUCGGACUACGGGUCCACCUCUCUCCUCAAUGGCGCGAACGGAGGAGGCGGUGAGCAAGAUCGCCUGGCAGGCGCAGACGACGUUGGCGGUCCCCGGAGGAAGAAGAGCGGAUCGUUACGGUCACGGAACAGUAGCAGGAACACUGGAGCGCAGCCUCUCGUGCCGGGCCAGAGCCAGUCGCAAGCCACCACGGAAGCUCCAGGAGAGCACGAAGGAUGGUUCCGAGCACUGGUGGAGAAGUAUGGCAGUGUCGAGCUGGAGAACAAGGGCAGCGUCGCGCGAGAUCAUCUCGCACUAGAAAGGACCUUUCUGGCCUGGCUACGGACAUCACUAUCAUUUGCGAGUAUCGGCAUUGCUGUCACACAGCUGUUCCGACUCAAUACCACGAUCGCCUCGUCUGAUCCGGACACGGUGGUGACCAUCUCGGCGGCUUCGCCGAGGCUGCGAUCGGUUGGGAAACCGCUAGGUGCUACGUUCUUGGUCAUCUCAAUACUGGUCCUCUUGCUUGGAUUCCACCGGUACUUUGAGAGCCAGCAUUACGUGAUCCGAGGCAAGUUUCCCGCUUCGCGCGGAACCAUCAUCAUCAUCUCCGCCGUCGCCACGGCUUUGAUCAUUGCCAGUCUCGUGGUCGUGGUAGUUGUGGCGCCACAGGCUGUCGGGAGAUGA